This is a messenger RNA of Amoebophrya sp. A25, 5477 nucleotides long. The record is from the annotation of a GenBank genome assembly. Lineage: Eukaryota; Dinophyceae; Syndiniales; Amoebophryaceae.
CUUUGAUAUUUCAGGAACAGAUGCUUUGAUUUUUCACAAGUUUACUCGAAGGUGGACUUGUACCCUUCCCAACAUGCCUACAAUUGCUAUAAAUUUGCAUGAUGUUUGUCCUAAAUUUUGUACCGGAACGAACACAGACUCCUUCCACUUUUCCUCGCGUCGAAACAACUACUGCAACUAUUUCAACUAGUCGUGUGUGAGUAAGAGUUGUCUAAUACAGUCUUCACGAACACUAGGACGAGACACAAUGAGUCGUUCGCUUUCUCAAGGUCUUCGUUCCCUGGUCGGACGUAGUGCGCGACAUCGGGCAACCGCAUCAUCCACGAUACGCGAAGUCGCUACAGGUGCUGCACAUAGUCAAGCCCUCCAAACCGAGAAAGUCUUGUCGCGAGACAAGAACCUGAGAAGAUUCUACUCCUCAUGGUCCUCCUCUUUUACCGCUCCAGCCGCAGCAGGUGCGACAACAUCAAGCAGCAGCAUCCCAAGCUCGACGACGCCAAACCAAACGAAAAAUGCACGCGACAUCAUUGGUCAUCACCACCAGCAGCGCCGCUCGUUCUUGACCGGAAAUUCUCCAGCUAGCUCGAGUACUUGUCCGCCAGAUGGUGCGGUUGCACGCGCACUGCAAUUACGGCUUCCUCUGAUCCAUCUUCGCAAGCAUCUCAGAGCCGUUUUCAAGAGAGAAACAGCCUCAGGAUGGGCUUGGAAAUGGAUUAGGCUGAGCUUUAAUGCAAGCAUCGGAGAGGACUUUUCGUCUCAGCCGGACCUCCAAUGGAAUGCGCGUUGCGAGUCUCAACGCUGUCUCCGACAGUACGGUUACGGUCGGAGUAUGGAUUGACGCUGGAUCGCGUUACGAGACACGGGAGAGCAACGGAGCCGCGCACUUCCUGGAGCACAUGACGUUCAAAGGGACGAAGCGACGGACGCGGCACCAGCUGGAAACGGAAAUUGAAAACAUUGGCGGUCACCUGAACGCAUACACAAGUCGAGAACAAACCGUCUACUAUGCGAAGGUUGGAUCAGCUUGAUACAGUGAUUAGCCCAUAAAUUGAGUUAAGUAGCUCAAAGUUAAACUUUUGUCUCUCACCAGUGGAACUGCCAAAUUGCUGCUGUUGACGAAAAAGUACGUAUAUUUAUAUACUUUCACUCCGUUAUAAUACAAACAAACUCGCGCUUGGAGUUGGAAUAUCUACAACUACAGGUUUUUCCAGAUGAUUUGAUGCAAGCGUUGGAUAUCCUUUCUGAUAUCUUGGGGAAGAGCUCCAUUCACCAUCGUUCCGUAGAGGAUGAGCGCUCUGUUAUCACCAGAGAAAUGGAAGAAGUGGAAAAGAGUGUCGAGGAAGUCAUCUUCGAUAGAUUACACCUAGCGGCUUUCCGAGACCAUAUGCUAGGGUAUUGAUUUUUGCUUUUACGACUAGGACUACGACUACCGCCCACAGCUGCUUAGCAAAGUAGACAGUAAUAAUUUUGGACAGAAUCGGCGAAUUCUGUCGAUUUCUGUCGGAAGGCUGCGAGCCGGAACGUCCACUCGCGGAGGCCAAGACGCGCACUGGCGCAAACGAAACGCGGAAGCACCUGGUAAGCUUUCCUGUCGGAAGUGGUAAGCUUCUUGCUUGGUCAGGUUUGGUUUUCAUUUUCUGGUGGGAGCAAGUAGCCAAUACCAUGCGCGCUGUGGCUUAAACUUAGUAGAAGUGAAGUUAGCUCGUUCUUCAAGUGGAGCGGACCGGAGCGAACGCGGGAGCCUACUGGGAGACGGACGCGCUUGCUUUGGAUGAAAGGAGAAGCGUCUUGCUAUUAAGCGCGGCAGUUUUUCUCAAUCAAAAAGCCUACCCUUACCUCCAUGAAAUACUUACUCUCAUCUACAAAAAAAGUAGCUUCAUCCUACCAAAAAGGCUCUUUCCCCUACACCUAUCUUGCCUCCCCCACCUCCGAAAAAUCUCCGCAAAGCCUUCAGGUCUGGCGAAAGGUUGUAGCUUGGUACUGGGCCGCACCUUUUGGGGCUUGUCGUCGGCUGGCUGAGGCGCAAUCUGCCUCCGCCGCGGCCCUCUCUCUGUUCCACCGAGCGGCCUUUUUCUGACGGACCGAAACGCGCAGCAGCCGGCUGCGAGCUGAUUUUUGCAUCUUCCAAAGCUUGAGGACCGGAGUCCCCAAAGUCUGAAAGUCGCAAGUUUCGACCUUGGAAGCAAGAAAAUCCCGCGACUUCGGGCGAUUUUAUGGGGAUUCUAGCUAAAUCGCCUGAAAGCCUAAGCUUUUUGGCCAUUUUGGCCCGCUUCUUACCCGCAAGGUCGAAAGUUUCGACUUUCAGACUUUAAGACCUCCAGCCCUCAGGCUUUGAAAGGUGCAGAACCGAUCUCGCAGCCGGCUGCUGCGCCUAUCGGUCCGUCGGAAAGUAGCCGCUCGGUGAAGCAGAAAGGAGGCCACGGCAGCCCAAAAGCUCAAGAGGAUGCGAAUCCCCAUCAGGCCACAAGAUUUCGCCAGAAGUGGCCGCGCUGCGGAGCUUUUGCGGAGGUGGUAGAGGCAGCGUAGGUAGAGGGGGACGAGUCUUUUUGGUAGGAGGGUAUGGCUUCUAUUUUGUGGAUGGAAGUAAGUCCUUGGCGGAGGUAAGAGUAGACUUUUGUGGAUGAAAAAAUUAACAUGCUUAACAGGAAGAUCCUGCCUCCAUCCAAAGCGGGCGCCUCCCUCUCCCAGGACGAGGCUCUCGCGCCCGCUCCGGUCCGCUCCACUUGAGGAACGAGCUGGGUUUACCUAGCUAGCUGACUUCCUUUCUACUUCGUUUGGGUCACGGCUCGACGGAGAGUUACUACUUGCGCCCAACAACAAAAACAAACCUUGUCAAGCAAAAAGCCUACCUGUUCCCAUUGGAAAGCGUGCCAGGUACUUUCGCGCUUCCUUUCCGCCAGUGGAUGUCUUCGGCUCCGCCUGUGUCCGUCUUCGUCUCCCCCAGUGCGCGUUCCGGCUCCCCGUUUUCCGACAGAAAUCGACAGAUUUCCCAGAUUUGUCGAAUUUUGUCGAUUUCUAUUAGUGUCUACUUUGCUAAUUUGUCCAUUCAUGCGCUGCUAUGUAUCUCUAAAGUUAUAAUGGUCAAAGUACUUCUGAGACGUGUACGCGGAAGUUGAGAAUGAGACUGCCAGCUUGAUGUAGUGGUAGUCUCACUCUUUGUCUUCUGCUUGAAGAUUCCAUCAUGAUGAUGAUGAACAAUACUCAAUACAUUCUUGUUCUACGCAUGAUCGUUUUUCUUUUGCAGGGCCACAAUUCUCGGUCCAGUGGAGAACAUCCAUCACUUGCAGCAACACCAUCUGAAAGACUAUGUAGAGAACAAUUACACGACCGAUCGCAUGGUCGUCAUAGCUUGCGGCGCUGUGGAUCACGACAAGUUAGUGACCGCUGUCGAGCAAUAUUUCCAGGAUUUCCGCACGGAGCCACUAGGCUUUACACCGUAUACGCAACCAGAGUGGAUGCAGAGGCAACGCAUUGGCACCUCCGGAACGAAGUAUUCCUUUGACCCCCUUGGAACUGGUGUCUCCGAGGAGGGUGGACCUGGAGGUAAAGACAGCAACGCGAUAAAAACCUCAUCUCCACCUUUGUCGUCCGAGGAGCGAGCGCGAUUUGGUGCGACGACAGCAACGGGGCAACAAGAGUCGCUGUCUGACCCUGCGCCCGCCAAACCGCGCUUUUGGGGCGCAGAGCUUUUAUACAAGACCCCACUGGGUGAGAAAACGUCAUUGCAGAGUCAUAACCCUGAGCAAGCGGCGGCUUCGCAAUUAGCGCAUUUCGCCAUAGCUUUUGAGGGCGUCUCAUGGACGUCGCCUGACGCCGUCCACUUUAUGCUCCUUCAGUCCUUACUGGGUGUCUUCAAGCGCGAUGAGUCUCAAAAACUGCUACCGGGGGUGUUCUCGGCCAAUCCGCUCAUUCGUGCGGUCACAUCGCGCCUCGAACAGACGCUACUCAGAAAAUUGAUCGAGUGCGGCCCCGCAACAAUACAAAAGCCUGAGCUAGUUGUGCCUGUCACAGCAGAAGGUGCAAAUGCAGCAGGAACUGAUGAACUGACUGCAUCUGCGGUAUCAGAUGCUUCCUCUGAUCUUGCGGCUGGCAGUUCAACUACAACGUCGAGCGCCGCAGCAUCUGACGACCGCAAAAAUGUUAGUUCUAAUUCCUCGUCGUCAACCGGUAACGGAACCUUAUCUACCUCCGCAACAUCGUCAUCCGAGGAACAAGGCGCCAUUCCCUAUUACGAAAAAUAUGCUGGCAUGCCUGUGGACGAAGCGUUGAGUCAAAUGGAGGAAGGUGAAAUCGCACAGUUCCAGCAUGAUAGGUAUGCGGUUCUGCAAAGCCAAGAUCCGACCUUCCAGCCUGCAGUCUGCGAGCAGUUUAGCGCAUUCAACACCUGCUAUCGGGUAGACAUCUUUCAUUACUAUGACAUGGUCUUGUGUUAAUGUACAUUUUUGAUUUUCAGAAAUCGAUAGUGUUGCAAGCUUGUGAGUUUGCGACAAGAAGUACAGUUGUUUCCUUGUUGCAUAGCUCUUUUUCGUAGCAGCGGCUUUCGCGUCUCAGAGAUGCUUUCAUCACUCAGAUCUUUUGCAUAAAUUAAUUUGACAUUUAAUACUGUAACUGUUCAACCUAUUUGUUCCUUAUCACCAGGACACGGGCCUUUUUGGCAUGCACGCUGCUUGCAGUGCCGAUGCCGUGAGACCAGUUGUCGAGGAGCUUAUGUAUGGGAUCAACCGGCUUUCUCACAGUGUCACAGCUGAUGAAGUCGAUAGGGCGAAACGAGAACUGAAGACCAUACUAUUCGCGUCACAAGACAAUACGACGAACAUCGCGGAGGAAAUCGGUCGACAUUUAUUGGUUUAUGGGCGCCGAAUACCACCAGCGGAAAUGGAUGCUCGCCUUUCUGCAAUAACGGUAGACGAUGUGAAACGCGUUGCGCGCCAGUAUUUGCAUGGGAACGAGGUAGCACUUAUUUCGCUUCUAUUAUGCUAUUGCGCUACUGUCUGAGUUGUUGUACUGUAUUUGAAAUUCGAUGUAAAUUUGUAGUUGUCUGUGUCUGUCUAACCACACAUAUCAGAGAAUUUUUGAUUUUAUCUCCUCUCAAAUAAUUUCAAUUCCUGAUGCACCAAUUUCAUUUCAAUCAGUUCUCAUCAAAAAUAAUUGUCAUCAUGACGUAAGUAGAUUUCCAACACCAACUAAAAAUUAUCGCAGAUAUCAGUCACGGCUUUGGGACCUAUCGACGAUAUGCCAUCGUUGGGAGAAAUUAAACGCAUGAAUUCCAUGAAUUUCGAAUGAUUCCAAAGCAUGGAACUUUACACAUGAUGAUCUUUUUUCAAGUUUAUUUUUACAAAUUUCAUGAAGACGCAAUCUGCACACUUUACCAUGAUGAAACAUUGAUGACAGAUUUUGUAGUAUUUGUGUUCAGCCAAAUAUCCUCGAAAUUUAUCGACGCUAUGGGUUUUAGGCGCAUCUGUGCAAAUUGUAUCCAG